GGGAGCGGGCGGCUGGCGAGCGCGGCGGGGUCGGGCCGAGGCACGCGGCGCGGGAGGCUCCCCAGUUCCGCCGCAGCUGCUCUCCGGGCCCGAGCACCGCCCCUCGCUGCCCGGCCCGCGCUCCGUCCGGGUUCCCGGGGCGGGGAGCGAGGGACGGCACGAGGGAGGGAGGGGGCGGCGAACGCCGAGCGAGCGGAGGGUCCCGCGCCGCCCCCGCCGCCGCCUCGCCCGGUGCAGCGGCCCGGGGCGCCCGCACUAUGCAGGCGGGCUGCCGGCCGCCGCGAUGGCGAGCCGGGCGGCGGUGAGAGCCGGGCGCCGCCCGCACCGUCGCGGAGCCCGGGCCGCGUCCCCCGCCUCCCGGCCCCGCGCCCGCCCUCGCCACUGCUCCUCCUCCUUCCCCAUGCCUCUGCUCCUCCUGCUCCUGCUGCUCGACGACGCCGGGGCGCAGCAAGGUGACGGAUGUGGCCACACCGUGCUCGGCCCUGAAAGUGGAACACUUGCGUCCAUCAACUAUCCGCACACCUACCCCAACAGCACUGUGUGCGAGUGGGAGAUCCGCGUGAGGCCCGGGGACAGAGUGCGCUUCAGAUUUGGUGACUUUGACAUUGAAGAUUCUGAUUCUUGUCACUUUAAUUACUUGAGAAUUUAUAAUGGAAUUGGAGUCAGCAGAACUGAAAUAGGCAAAUACUGUGGUCUGGGGUUGCAAAUGAACCAUUCAAUUGAAUCAAAAAGCAAUGAAAUUACAGUGCUGUUCAUGAGCGGAAUCCAUGUUUCUGGACGAGGAUUUUUGGCCUCAUACUCAGUUAUAGAUAAACAAGAUCUGAUUACUUGUUUAGACACUGCAGCCAGUUUUUCGGAACCUGAGUUCAGUAAGUACUGCCCAGCGGGCUGUCUGCUUCCUUUUGCUGAGAUAUCCGGAACGAUCCCUCAUGGAUAUAGAGAUUCCUCGCCCUUGUGCAUGGCGGGUGUGCACGCAGGAGUGGUGUCAAACGUGCUGGGCGGGCAGAUCAGUGUUGUCAUCAGUAAGGGAAUCCCGUACUACGAGAGUUCUCUGGCCAACAACGUCACGUCUGUGGUGGGACACUUAUCUACAAGUCUUUUUACAUUUAAGACCAGUGGGUGUUAUGGAACACUGGGGAUGGAAUCUGGUGUGAUAGCUGAUGCACAGAUCACGGCGUCGUCUGUGCUGGAGUGGACUGACCACACAGGCCAAGAGAACAGUUGGAAACCUGCAAAGGCCCGGCUGAAGAAGCCAGGACCUCCUUGGGCUGCACUUGCCACUGACGAGUACCAGUGGUUACAAGUCGACCUGAACAAGGAGAAGAAGAUAACAGGCAUCGUCACCACCGGCUCCACCAUGGUGGAGCAUAAUUACUAUGUGUCGGCCUACAGAGUUCUCUACAGUGACGAUGGGCAGAGAUGGACCGUGUACAGGGAGCCUGGUGUCGAGCAGGAUAAGAUAUUUCAAGGAAACAAAGAUUAUCACCAGGAUGUGCGUAAUAACUUUUUGCCACCAAUUAUUGCACGUUUUAUCAGAGUGAAUCCUACCCAGUGGCAGCAGAAAAUUGCCAUGAAAAUGGAGCUCCUUGGAUGUCAGUUUAUUCCUAAAGGUCGUCCUCCCAAAUUCACUCAGCCUCCACCUCCUUGGAACAGCAAUGACCUCAAAAGCACUACAGCCCCUCCAAAGGUAGCCAAAGGUCGUGCCCCCAAAUUCACUCAGCCGCUACAGCCUCGCAGCAGCCACGAAUUCCCUGCACAGACAGAGCAGACGACUACCACGCCUGACAUCAGGAACACCACUGUGACCCCGCACGGGACCAAAGAUGUCACCUUGGCCGCAGUCCUUGUCCCAGUGUUGGUCAUGGUUCUCACCACGCUCAUCCUCAUUUUAGUGUGUGCCUGGCAUUGGAGGAACAGAAAGAAAAAAACCGAAGGCACCUAUGGUUUACCUUCCUGGGACCGGGCAGGUAGCUCUUGGCUUUGCAUCUCUUUGCAUCAGCGGGAAGUCCCUCCCCUGCAGGUGGCAGUAGUGAAAGGCUGGUGGAAGGGAAUGAAGCAGUUCCUCCCCGCCAAGGCGCUGGAGCCGGAGGAGACCCCGGUGCACUACAGCAGCAGCGAGGUGACCCACCUGAGCCCCAGGGAGGUCCCCACAGCGCUGCAGGCCGACUCUGCAGGCUGCGGCUGCCGCCCUCAGCGGCACGACCCCUGUGUUGACCGAUCCUGUCCUGUUGUGUGUGUUUUGCGAUAUCCACAGAGUAUGCGCAGCCGCUCGUGGGAGGGAUUGUGGGUACCCUUCAUCAGAGGUCCACCUUUAAACCAGAAGAACGGAAGGAAGCAGGCUACGCGGACCUCGAUCCUUACAAUGCCCCGGUGCAGGAAGUUUAUCAUGCCUACGCAGAACCGCUUCCAGUCACGGGGCCUGAGUAUGCCACCCCCAUCGUCGUGGAUAUGUCGGGGCACCCCACAGCUGCGGUCGCCCUGCCCUCCACGUCCACUUUCAAAGCUGCGGGGAACCAGGCUCCCCCCGGAGUGGGGACGUACAACACUCUUCUCUGCAGGACUGACAGCUGCUCCUCAGCCCGGGCCCAGUAUGACACCCCAAAGGCCGGGCCGCCGGGUCCGCGUGCCGCAGACGAGUUGGUGUACCAGGUGCCACAGAGCACGCAGGAGGGGGCAGGAGCAGGGAGGGGUGGCGAAGGCGAUGUUUUUAGAGAAAUCCUUUGAACGCGAUGCUGCGUUUUACAAAGCGUUGUUUUAGAGCACAGGGCCUUUCUUGCAAGGCUAGUGGCAGUGGCGUGUAGAACGUGUUAGGUGUCUGUCACAGAUGUGUUGGACAUGUGGUGACCGAGGCACAGGAAACUACUAAUCUUGCCAUCUUGCUUUAAAAGCGUUAUUGUGGCAGUACUGCUUGCCUGUUAAAUUUUGAACAUCCUGUUUACUACUACUGUAAAACACUAUUUUUAAUACAGAAAAAGCUUCCUACUAUGCACUUCAAAGAAAUUGAAAUCACUGAGAGUAUUUAUUACCAGUGCUGCAGGUACAUUAAUGAACUCGAGACAGCUCUAAGUCUGACUGGCAGUAAUGCAUGGUACUGUUCUCGAAAUGUCUGAUGGCUUGAAGCUCUGCUCUGUUUGUGAAAGGUAGGUACUACCAUGAUUUCCUCUUCUAUCCCUGGAUUUUUUUUUUUUAAUACUUAGUGAUACAAUCAUUGUUUUGACUGCCAUCCUACACAUAGCCAUUUUCCCUUAGGAGGACCUAUCGCUGAGAAUUCUGGCUUGCAAUGAGCAGUGAUUGAUUUUUCACUUUUUGACACUCUUAAGAGCUUUAGCACUCGUGGUACAGGACUGGUCUCAUCUGUGCUUGUCCCGCGUGGGGCCCGUGAUGGCCAGGCCCAUGCUUGUGUUUAUAAAACGUUGUUUUCUCAGUGGGUAGUAUUUGCUUUAUCAACCUCCUGAAUUCAGGUCUCCUCCUGUCUUUAAGUACUUCUCUGUGUGGAAACGGGAACCACUUCAGUUUAGAAAGCUCUGGGGGAGGUUCUCUCCCUCCCCCAACUUUAUCUGCACUGGGAUGUUUCCGAGGAGAGUUGUGAAAAGUCGGGGGUUCUAGGUGAACACCAUAAACAAGACCUGCUUCUGUUUAUUACAGUGAAAGGCAAAAUCGUUCCUCAGAAGUCAUAUAAAUCACCCUGAAAACAAGUAACCAGAAUUUACCCUCUUUGGUUUCAUAGAUAGAUUUUUCUUUGAAUCUCAAGGUACUUGAUUAAUUUUAGUCACCUUAAAAAAUAUUUUUUAAUUUCAGUUUUCCACGGUAAACUGUUACAAGAAAUAGAAAUGCAGCCUGUGUUCCUCAGCUGUGCAUGAGGGGUCCGGGUGGUGGAGGCAGGUGUCAUUCUUUCUGUCUCACCUAGACCACAGCUGGUGGGUGGAGCCUCCGCUGGGCUUGCCCAGAACUCGGGCUAGAUGGGUGGAAUAGAAACUGUCUGCAGUUUACUAGCCUGUAGUGUGAAAGCCAUCUUAAAACAUCUUUAAACUGGCGAGAUGGUAUGAGAAGCUGACCAUACGAUUAAAACGUAUAAAUGCCUUCUUCUGUAAACCUUGGUCUGUAGACUUGAUGUUGAAAUGUGCUCUGCCAUCAGGUCCUAGUUCUUUUCUUUUGGCCUGUGCCACCAGAUUGUCGUUGCCAGAAUUCGCUACACUUGACUAAAGAUGCAUGGUGUUCAUUCUGCUUGCUUCCGUGAGUGUUAUAACUGUUUAUUUCUGCAGCCUCCCUGCCUUCUGCUUGUAUGAUUUUGGUCUUAUUUUCAUUUGCUUUUCUUUUCCCAACCAACUUUGAGGCAUAAUUUUAUUUACUGAAAAACCAAUACCUAUUUUGUUUCAAAAUACUUGAAACAAGAGGGACAGAUGUUGAACUUGUAAUAAAACAUAUAUGAGCGUGUAAGCACAUGUAUUAAUGUAGUCAUCCCCUUUCCAGUGGGAAGAGAGUAAACCAGUUGCUUUAUUUUUUUAUUCACCCUUAGCACACAGAAAAUAUGCUUUCCCUCAAAUCAUGUGCCUGUUUGAAGCUUUAAGAGAGAUGAUUUUAGUGGCUACUUCAUUUUCCCAAAGAUGUUUGCUCUAGUUGUGUAAUUGUGUGCACCUGAUUGUUUUUCCCAGCAAACUGUUUGAGAAGCCAGUGUUUUCUUAAGAAUGAUGCAUGUUUUAAGACUUGAUUCAGCUUGCCACUGUGCUGUCCUUGAACUACCAAUGAUUUUUACAAAACCUAGUUUUUACUACUUUUAUGUAUUUUACUUUCCAAGUGAAGAGCUGAGCCUGAUAGAAAGGGUUGUUCUUGUUUUGUACUUUUUCUUUUAGUCCAUUUGUUUUCCUAGUAGAGUUCUGGGGUUUUUUACUACGUUUAUAUGUCUGAUACAUGUACAGCUUUGGAGACAAUCAAGUAACAACUGAAAAUGUGAAAGUAACCAUUUUUUACAAAAUUCCUUUGAAUUUUUAUACUUUGAAACAUGUAAAAGACUUAAGUCACUGUGGUUUAUUGGGUUAAGUUUUCCUGUUAAUUAUAAAAAUAGACAGCAGCGCAGCAAGCGUGGCCCUUACAGGUUGCAUAAAAUCACACUGACUUCGCUGUUACUUGAUCUAGGAACUCGCACAGUUUAAGAUAAGAUAUUGUGAAUGCUGAUUUAUAUUUUAUUAACAGCUAUAAAUCUAAAUAGAUCCUAGUGUAUGUGCAGGGUCUAGUCCAAUUAUUUAAGUUCCUGUUUCACUAUUUGCACUUUGCAUUGAACAGUGGGUUUAUUCGCUGAUGAAACGGUUCGAGUAGAGAAUUUAUACAGUAACUGAAAUUACAACGUUGUGUAUACACUUGCCCUCCCCGUAAGGAGGGAGCAGAAAAUGAGCUCAUCUAAAUACGAACAUGGCCGUAAUUCCCUGGAAAGUGAUAAAGCUUGAACUUCACUGUCAGUUGGAGAGCAAGAGGGCUGCUGAAACACCAUGUCCGAUGAUACAGUUAGAAAGAACCAGCAGAUUAUGUGGGACAGUGAAAGCUUUUUAAACCCUCUUGAGAGAAAUCCAGGAAGCUCUACCUAAAAAAAUUACCUGUUAGGUCUGUCUUUCGUUCUGAGCUUGAAGUCCCUGAACUGCAAAAUCUAACGAAGAGUUGGAUGGUUAUUAAAACACUUUUUAGGUCACCUGUGGCACCACUUCUCGUUUAAUCCAACUUGUGCCUAGUUUCUUCUUCAUCUCCUCCUCCUCCUUUUUUGGCACUGGGAAAGGUGAAAACAAACCUGUAUUGCAACACGUGUUGGAAAUGAAAACAGUGCGAGUGGCGCGAGAGGCUCCCAGAAUGUACUUUUCUUACCUCGGCACGUACUGUAGUCACUUGGUAUCUGUAUAUGUGGCUAGAAUUUAGAUUGUAUAAAUAGAUUUUAAUGUGUUUUUAAUAAAUUGUAAAUAUGUGUCUUG
Molecule: messenger RNA, 5954 nt
Organism: Equus quagga
Lineage: Eukaryota; Metazoa; Chordata; Mammalia; Perissodactyla; Equidae
Gene: DCBLD2
Product: discoidin, CUB and LCCL domain containing 2
Exons: 16
Coding region: 284-2758 (824 amino acids)
Source: RefSeq, a predicted model, not a curated record